AUGAUUGACCGGAUCGCCAAAAAGUUCUCAGCGAUAGUUAUGCAGUUCUCUUGUGGAGAUGAAGAAAAAGGAAUCAUGAAAACAUGGUCGCUGAUAGUCAUACCCCGCAUUGUGGGAAUCGUGACAAGCGCAACUGUUAGUGGAAGUCUCCGUGUGAUUGGGGCCGGACUUUCAAGCGUCCUAUCAGUUACUUAUUUCCCCGAAGACGUGGACCUGUUGCGACGUGAGAGCGAGUCCGAUAGGGAAGAUCAAUUUUGGACGAUGGGGAAUAAGAGUUGGUCGAUUUCUGGCCAGAUCGAGCGGCAAAAGGCACCGUUGAGUGAGCCAAUUCGCAGGAGAGGCUGGCUCUCGAGCUCAGCGGAGGAGAGGAGAGAGUUUUGUGUUUGUGCCUGCGUCGACUUCGAGGGCCAAGCAAAGUCCAUGAGUUGA
This is a messenger RNA of Coccidioides immitis RS, 429 nucleotides long. RefSeq lists its product as uncharacterized. NCBI's taxonomy places the organism in Eukaryota, Fungi, Ascomycota, Eurotiomycetes, Onygenales, Onygenaceae. The transcript has 3 exons. The record is from RefSeq and is a predicted model, not a curated record. The coding region runs from base 1 to 429 and encodes 142 amino acids.